UUUUCCGUUUCUAGUUCUAGUCUGUGCAACUGCAGUGUACAUUGUUCAAAGUACCUAUGUGCAAUUUUAAAAUUGUCCGAGUGAUAGUUGCGUCUACAAUCUGAUUGCGUACCAAGUUAAUGAUUUAAACUGUGAUCCUUUUAAUUCGUACAAGUAUAUAUCUAUUGAAUUGUGUUUUAGUAAGUUUCAUUUAAAAAUGUAGUGCGAUGACCCAUUGUUUCUCUUGAUUGUGAAAAUGAAGUGUUUGUACAACGAUGAUCUGAAAGAAACAUCGUCUUUUAUAAAAAAGAAAAAUACCUAAAGCAUUGAAUGAAGAUGGAUGAUGAAGAGGCAGAUUUACGGGAACAGAUUUUUCAUAAUAAUGUUAGAGAACAAAUUAUUUUCUUGUUAUUAUUUAUAUUGCUGUAUCUGAUCUCGUUCACGUUGAUUGAGAAGUUUCGGAGACGAGACAGCGAAGACUAUUUUACAGCAGACGAAGAUGAAGUCAAAGUGUACAGGAUCAGCUUGUGGCUCUGCACAUUUGCCUUGGCAGUGUCCCUGGGCUCGGCACUCCUGCUGCCCGUUUCGAUUGUCAGCAAUGAAGUGCUCAUACUGUACCCAAACAGUUAUUAUGUAAAAUGGCUCAAUAGCUCUCUGAUACAAGGUCUAUGGAAUCACGUAUUUUUAUUUUCAAAUCUAUCAUUGUUUGUUUUCCUACCGUUUGCCUAUUUAUUUUCGGAGUCGUCCGGAUUUCCUGGAUGCCGCGGUCUGAAGGGUCGAGUCUACGAAACUUUUAUUGUGCUAGCAUUGCUCGGCAUCGCUAUGCUCGGCUUGGCCUAUGUCAUAUCGGCUUGGAUAGAAGGAGAUCGUUCUGGUGUGGACGCAUUAUUGAAUCUAUGGACUUAUCUACCGUUCCUCUAUUCCUGCGUGUCUUUUGUCGGCGUUUUAAUGUUACUAGUUUUCACGCCGCUUGGCUUCGUGCGUCUGUUUGGAGUUGUCGGCGGAGUUCUCGUGAAGCCGCAGUUCCUCAGAGAUCUCAACGAGGAGUAUUACAUGUAUUCGUUCGAAGAAGAGACAAUCCGACGGCGAAUCGACAAUGCCGUCGCAACUGGUGUAUGUUACAUUUCCCCUGAGCCGAUGUACUCUGAUAAGGGAGAUUUCUCAGAGCCUCUGGACUUAGAUGUUUCAAUGUGCAAAGAAAAGAAGAAUGCCGCAUCGCCUGGAAUCGAUAAGGUUCCAUUAUUGAGACUGAGAAAUGGCGCUCUUCAGGCGGGGCUCAAUGAGAGACUUCAGAAAAUUGUCGCUAUGAGAAAGGAAGUUGAGAAUCAGCGCAAGACGUCAUCCCUGCAGCGAAACGUCGUAUACCCGCUGGCGAUGCUGCUCCUCCUCGGACUGACCACCAUCACCGUGCUCAUGGUGCUGCAGAACACCCUCGAGCUACUCAUCGGGAUCAAAGCGGUGCCGCUUAGCACGCGGCAAUUUACACUGGGCAUAACGUCGUUGUCGAAAAUGGGCUGGGCCGGCGCCACCCUCGAGGCUUUCCUGAUCCUAUACCUGCACGCGGCGUCGCUCACCGGGCUGAGCGCGCCGCUGCGGGCGCUGCGCGUGCUGCCCCGCGCGCGCCGCACGCCGCUGCCGCGGAUCAUCGCGCUCGCCGCCGUCAUGUUGGCGCACUCCACCGCGCAGCCGCUCCUCGUCAAGAUAUUAGGUAUAACGAAUUUCGAUUUGCUCGGCGAGUUCGGGCGCAUCGAGUGGCUGGGCAACUUCAGGCUAGUGUUGCUGUACAACGCGAUAUUCGCGGCCACGGUCACGCUGUGUUUGGUCAGCAAGUUCACGGCGAGCGUGCGCCGCGAACUGUACAACAGGUUGGUGGAGAAUGUGAACAUCGUGGCGCACUGUGUCUCUUUCCUCAACAAUUGAAUACGUCGUGUUUGCGAUGAUCUCAAAUUGUCUACAACUGUGCGCUUUGUGCGAGUUUUUAAAACGUUCUCGAUAGCGUAAAAGUUAACUCUUAAUUUGUAUGGAGUUGGAACGUUUGCCUGCGUUUGCCGCUAGGGGCGCUGUUCCAACUCCAUACAAAUUUGAGUUAACUUUUACGCCGUUAAAAAGUCGCACCAAGCACACUGUUUAAGGUGCGGACUCUGCUUUAUGUCACAGCUUUCAAAUGUACUAUAAAAACUCAACUUUCGUGGUGUUUUAUAUUAUAGUUUAUGAUCGUCAAGCUAGUAAGAACAUAUCGUAUGAAGUCCACGCCUUAAAUACGUACACAAAAAUAUUCGGUUGGACAUUUGUUAGGAGCGGACCUCGUGAGUUUACUAAGCGGAACGAAUAUUCAAUAUUGUGAGAAAUUUUGAUAAAGCCUAGUGUAAUUGAGUGAUUUUUUUUUUAGUAUUUGUCGUAGUUUGAAGUUAAGGGACUGAAUUGUUUGAAUACAUUUUUGCAUAGCCCCAAAACUUACCUUCGAAUUUUAAUAUCCAUGAUGAACUGAAUUUUAAAAUAGGACUAAGGAUGGUACUAAAUGUAUAUUGUAGUAUUUGUUCUACAGAUAACUUUAUAAGUAAGACCACUUGAUGUAGCUCCGUAUGAUUUAUUGUAUUAAGCAUUUAAAAAAUUCUAUAAGAAAAUGAAAAAAAAUUGCAAAUUAAAAAAAAGUAAAAAUCAUAUUUUUUUUCUUGCAUUUAUAACCAUUUUAAUUCACUUGUGUUCCUAUGUUAUGAAUUUAUUAAUUGAAUUAAAUUAACAAAUUGUGAUCGUAUAAGUUUUUGAGGAAAGAUUCACGUAUAAAAUUUAUUUUUACCAAUGAGACUGAAUUUGUUAAAGUUAUGAUUAGAAUAUCCAGGAGAUUAUUUAUGUUUAAUAUUAAAAUAAUUUUAUAUAAUUUUCGAAUGACUCCUAAAUUAAAUAAGCGUAGAUUUAUCAUUAAUUUGUAAGUUUAUUGCCAUGACGAUAAAUUAUCGUAAAUGAAUUUUUCCAAUAAUAUUUAAUCACUAUAUUAUCCAACAAAUUUGCUUUGCGCUUAGAAAAAGAGCAGAUGUGUUAAAGUUACAACAUGAAAGACACAAAAGACUGUUUUUACUAUACCUAAGUUUUAAUUAAUCCAAAAAUUUGGUCGAUUGCUCAAUUUUUACAUCACACGUUUAUUUUAUGAGAUAUUUAAGUGAAGAAUAAUAUUGAAGAGUUCUUUUCUAGUCUCUGAUGUAUUUGUAUUACCUACAUUUUAGGAGCUUCUUUAAAAUCAUUCGCCAUUAUAUUAACCCAUCUGCAAUCAUUACUAAUGCGCAAACCUGCUACAUUAAUUCUAAAACUGAAACUAUUAGUCCUAUUAAGUUAGGUCGACAGAAGGAAACUGUGCCACAAUAUUUUAUGAUUUGAAUCUGCAUUAAACUAUGUAACUAUUAGUAUAAAAUAAAUGCACUUACAGUUUAUAUGUUGUUAUUGAUAGGUUUCUGUGUGAAUCUCUUUUGUGAGCAAAUUUUAUUCAGUGUGUGAAUUUUAUACAUUUUGUAUUAAACUGUGUUAUAAUAUAAACAUUGAGAUUGCAUUUGAAAAUAAUAAUAUACGAAAAAUUAAA
Messenger RNA from Bombyx mori (domestic silkworm), 3550 nucleotides. RefSeq names its product protein Lilipod (gene lili). Gene Ontology annotation, biological process: signal transduction. The transcript has 9 exons. NCBI's taxonomy places the organism in Eukaryota, Metazoa, Arthropoda, Insecta, Lepidoptera, Bombycidae. Gene Ontology annotation, molecular function: transmembrane signaling receptor activity. The coding region runs from base 310 to 1899 and encodes 529 amino acids. Gene Ontology annotation, cellular component: plasma membrane. The record is from RefSeq and is a predicted model, not a curated record.